Molecule: messenger RNA, 1292 nt
Organism: Exophiala viscosa
Lineage: Eukaryota; Fungi; Ascomycota; Eurotiomycetes; Chaetothyriales; Herpotrichiellaceae
Product: Mss4-like protein
Exons: 4
Coding region: 309-839 (176 amino acids)
Cellular component (GO): cytoplasm
Molecular function (GO): calcium ion binding
Source: RefSeq, a predicted model, not a curated record
AGAGAUUAGAUUGUUACUAACAGGGUCCGACGAUCGCAUCUCAUUUCGCGCCUGAAAAAUGCCUCGCCACUGAUGACCGGGCUUCAUCACGUGCAAGUCACGUGGAGAGGGCUGUCGCCAGGUGUCGGCUGAGUUUCCUUCCCUGACCCAGACAUGUUCUAGAGCCAGAAUUUCCAGAUGUGAAAAGAAAAUAGCCCCUCUACAACAAAAGUGUCUGCGCUUCCCUUCUUCACGUCGACCUUUUCAGAACUCCUACACCUCUUUCUUCCCCUACUUCGUCGCAGCUUUCUUCCGGCAACCCUUUCAAAAUGAUUAUCUACAGAGACCUCAUCUCCGGUGACGAGAUCAUCUCGGAUACCUCCAAGAUUAUCGAUGCAGGCAAUGGCUUGUGGGAAAUCGACGGCCGAAUGAUCAAGAAGGGAGCUGAGAACUUCGUUCUCGAGGGUGCCAACCCAUCCGCUGAAGGCGAAGAUGAUGGCGAGGGUGGUGGUGAUGACGGCGACAACCAGCCAAUUCUCGAUCUUGCAGAUCAGUUCCGCCUACAGAAAAUCGAGGGUGGAAUGAGCAAGAAGGCAUAUCAGAGUGAACUCAAAAAGUACAUGAAAGGACUUACCGAGAAGCUCAAGGAGUUGGGCAAGUCCGAAGAAGACAUCAAAAAGUUCCAGUCUGAAGCACCCGCCGCCGCCAAGAAGAUCCUUGGAAACUGGGACAACUACGAUAUCUACCAGGGCGAAUCCAUGGCAGAGGGCAGCAUGUACGUGCUGGUUGAUUUCCGUGAGGAUGGUAUGACACCUUAUGCGACCGUCUGGAAGUGGGGUUUGGAAGAAUACAAGGUGUAAAGCACCAUGGUAGCGAUUCGAGACCGGGAAGAUCACCCGACACGACUUUGACGAUGGACUCAAGCAUGCAUUUGAACGCGAAGCAUAUCAAAAGAAGCUAGAACUCUUUCUGGUCGGAAAGAGUAGAGGAUGGUGGUGACUGGACAAGACAGAAGUCGAAUCUACUGUCACAAAUCAUGAGUUGGUCCUCCAGGUAGCAGAGAGAGAAAAACAUGUGCAUUCUUCAAAAAGCCGUUACGAGUACCGAUUCAGGAAAAUUUCCGCUGUGUGGUGUUAGACUUGUGAUAAAGCCCGAAGUGCGCUCGCAGCAGCAAUUCAAUGAUAGUCUCCGCGGGAGCAAUUGAUGAACAAGGGUUGACAAGAAGCAUUUUGACAAGAGUUGGUCAAGCCUGUCACGAUGCGUUGUUCUCCGUAGAGUUUGAAGUAGGAAACCCUCCGUCAACUCGACAUAUC